GUGUUUGGUAUAAGUUGGACCGAGGCUACGUUGCCAGCUUAAAAACUAGCUGAGCCUUGGUUCGAUCGUAUCGGUUAGUACUGUGGCAAGGUCUGAUCCCGGUGCACCCCAGCCGGCGGACUCAAUAUUCCUAGACCUUGGCCAUUUACUGACGCAAAGCAAAAAAAAGAUUACAUACAGAAAUGGAGGCAACUAAGUUAAGGCUCGUUUUCUUCGUUUCCUUGGCUGUGUUAAUUCCAAGCCUCCAGGCCAACAUUGAUGAAUUUGACGAGUUUUGGAAGAAACGAGAAGCGGAAUCGAAGAAGGCUGCCCUCGAUGCCUAUCAACCAAACCCUGAAGUGGUCACCGAGCAAUUCAACUCAAAAGUUAACGAGGUCUUGGACGGGACAAACAGCUCAAGGAGGCACCUAGGGAAAUACAGAGGCCCAUGCAUGGCCACAAACCCAAUUGAUCGAUGCUGGCGGUGCCGGAAAAACUGGGCUGAGAAACGCAAGAGGUUGGCGAAAUGCGUCCUUGGAUUCGGCCGCAAGACAACCGGAGGCCUGCGCGGCAAAUACUACGUUGUGACCGAUUCCUCAGAUAACAACGUGAUGGAACCAAAGCCAGGUACUCUCCGACACGCCGUGAUCCAGAAGGAGCCCCUGUGGAUCAUAUUCGAACGCAGCAUGAUCAUCAAGCUGUCCCAGGAGCUGUUGAUGACCUCUGACAAGACAAUCGACGCCCGUGGCGCCAACGUCCACAUUGCCUUUGGUGCUGGCAUUUCUAUAUUUCUUGUCAACAACGUGAUUAUUCAUGGUCUUCACAUACAUGACAUUGUUGCCUCCGGAGGUGGAAUGAUUAGAGACUCUGUGGAGCAUAUUGGGGUUAGGACGAAGAGUGAUGGAGAUGGGGUUUCUAUCUUUGGAUCCUCAAACAUUUGGCUCGAUCAUCUUUCCAUGUCCAAUUGUGCGGAUGGUCUUAUUGACGCCAUUCAGGGGUCCACGGCCAUCACCAUCUCAAACGGCCAUUUCACCCGCCAUAACGAUGUGAUGUUGUUUGGCGCAAGUGAUACCUAUGCCGGUGAUUCCAUAAUGCAAAUCACGGUGGCUUUCAACCAUUUCGGAAGGGGAUUGGUGCAGAGGAUGCCAAGGUGCAGAUGGGGUUUCUUUCAUGUUGUUAACAAUGACUACACUCACUGGCUUAUGUAUGCCAUUGGAGGUAGUCAUAACCCCACCAUUAUAAGCCAGGGCAACCGCUUCAUAGCUCCACCCAACCUUGCAGCAAAGGAGGUGACCAAGAGGGACUAUAACGCCCCUGAGAGCGAAUGGAAGAGCUGGACGUGGAGAUCAGAAGGAGAUCUUAUGAUGAAUGGAGCAUUCUUUGUUCAGUCAGGAAACCCUAGCAAGAACAGGAAAUUCAACAGGAGGGACUUGAUCAAGGCGAAGCCAGGGACAUUUGUCACUAGGUUGACACGCUUUUCAGGUUCACUUAACUGCAUGCCCGGCCUAAAAUGUUAAAAAAUGUUUAAAAGAAAGAGUCUAUCAUGCUAUAUAUGAGCUAUAAAUGGAGCCUAUAUUUUAAGAGAAUGACUUGCGAAACUUUAAAAGUGUGAACAUUUUCAUGUGCAUGUUUGUUUCAAUUGAACGAGAAAAGAGAGCAAAAAGGGGACUGGGAGCCGAGAGAGAGAGAGGUGGGAGUAGGAUGAUGAGAGGAAGACAAGCGAAUGCCAGGACAAUUCUAUUAGGUCACUUUGUCCAGAGAAUUUGUUGGUUUAAUUGUCUACUUCAUUUAUUUAUUCAGCUACUUGUACAAGUGAAACAUGUUCUGUAAAAUAUUUCAAUGAGCAUUUUGAGACAAAACAAGAUCAAGGAAAUGAUGAUAAAUCCGCAA
Carya illinoinensis is the source of this 1869-nucleotide messenger RNA. Its product is annotated as pectate lyase-like. NCBI's taxonomy places the organism in Eukaryota, Viridiplantae, Streptophyta, Magnoliopsida, Fagales, Juglandaceae. The transcript is spliced from 4 exons. Gene Ontology annotation, molecular function: pectate lyase activity. The coding region runs from base 183 to 1496 and encodes 437 amino acids. The record is from RefSeq and is a predicted model, not a curated record.